Molecule: messenger RNA, 1253 nt
Organism: Engraulis encrasicolus (European anchovy)
Lineage: Eukaryota; Metazoa; Chordata; Actinopteri; Clupeiformes; Engraulidae
Product: mitochondrial inner membrane protease subunit 2-like
Exons: 2
Coding region: 141-539 (132 amino acids)
Cellular component (GO): mitochondrial inner membrane peptidase complex; membrane
Molecular function (GO): serine-type endopeptidase activity
Source: RefSeq, a predicted model, not a curated record
UGCAGACAAGCCAGAAAGCUUCAGAGGAUGAGGACUGAUGAAUACGAUAUGCUUCAAACUGAAGAAGGAGCAUUUCACAGCAAAGCAAGCGCAUAUUUCCAUCUUCCUCUGAAGUGGUCAGCAGCAUCCCUGCCCCAGACAUGUCUUUGGCGCAGCGAGUGCUUCUUACCUGGAUAUUCACCCUGGUUUUCCUCAUCAUGCUCGUCCUGAAGCUGGACGGGAAAAUCCACUGGAAUUGGUUUCUCAUAUUUCUCCCUGUAUGGACAUUUGACACUAUUCUCCUCCUCAUGAUAAUUGUUAAGAUGGUGGGCCGCUGCAAGCCUGGCUUUGAUCCACACAAUGCCACCCAGGACCUGAAGAAAAGGAUCUGGUAUAUGGUGGCCAUGCUCCUGAAGCUGGCCUUUUGCUUAACACUCUGUGCCAGACUUGAGAAUCUAACGGACAUAUACCUGUCAUUUGUUUUCGUCCCUCUCUGGGCACUGAUGAUUGGGGCCAUGGUUGAACUUGGCUACAAUGUCUUCCACUUCCGGAGGGAUUGAAAGACUCUGAAGUCCUGUGGCUUGUGAAAUUGAAGCCAAGAGGUUCAAGCAUUACAUUUCAUCACCUCUGCAUAGAAAGGUCUUUUUGACCACGAUGACCAAAACUGAAUCACAAAAAGAGAGGCGAGACUCCCAAAGCUUUUUAAAAGGGGACUGGUGGUGAUGAGGAUGUGUGGACUCAUCUCAGAAAGGUAAACAUAAGAUCAAAGAAAUUUGAAACCACAGAAGCUUUUUGACACACUCUAAAGGUCUUAUGUGCUGUGGAACUGAAUAUGUUUUUAACUUGCACAAGCGAUGCACUCACAUCCACACCCAAUGCCUAUGUUGUGAAGUAUGUCCUUGUCUCUUUGCCCUCCUCCCAACUGCCCUGUAUUAUCAGACUUGCUGUAAUACAUUGUCUUUGUUUCCAUAUACUACUAGUGGAGUUAGUUUGAGGGGAAACAAUUUUACCACUGCUGGACACUGGUACUAUUAAUAAGCAUAAUUAUAUUCAUGACUUUUCACCCUCAGAUGUCUUGCACCUAGUGCUUCUGCCCCUCUACCGUGGUGUCGCACACACAUUUAACCCCACCUGCCAUUUGGUUUACAGUUACUGAAAUGUUAUGUAAAAUGUUUUGACAUCCGGCAGACUGGUUGAACAUUUGAACUAUCCUAAUUUAUGAUAUGUUUGUUUUGUGUAUUGUGACUCCUCAAUAAAAUGUGUCCUUAUAUCAC